GCUUAUGGCGGGCGUGCCUCAGGUGAGUGAAAGCGAGAUCAAACUAGUCAGCGACUACAGUGGGGUGUUUAACAUUCUACCCCGAACAGCGGCAGAGUGGCGCAUGCGUGUGCUAUUCACCGUGCAUCAAUGCAGUAUAUGAGUUCAAGAGUGGGAUCUGAGCAAGCCUUUUAAAUGGUCACAGAAAUGGAUGGAGCUACGCGGAACAGAAGUAACUCCGUUAAGCAGGAGCCAGGGGCGCAACAGAAGAUGACAAAAGAUGGAAACAACAAGCAUGACCAGAUUCCAGAAAGAGUUACCCUUAAAAAAGAAAUUGGACUACUGAGCGCCUGUGCCAUCAUCAUAGGUAACAUCAUAGGUUCCGGAAUCUUCAUUUCCCCAAAGGGGGUUCUGGAACAUUCCGGCUCGGUGGGCCUGGCGCUGAUCGUGUGGGUGCUGGGAGGGGGAAUAUCUGCCCUGGGUUCCCUCUGCUACGCUGAGCUGGGGGUGACCAUCCCCAAAUCGGGCGGAGACUACUCCUAUGUGACAGAGAUAUUUGGAGGCCUGGUGGGGUUUCUCCUGCUGUGGAGUGCAGUGCUCAUCAUGUACCCCACCACCCUGGCUGUCAUCGCCCUCACCUUCUCCAACUAUGUCCUGCAGCCCAUCUUCCCAAACUGCCUUCCACCUUACAUGGCCACCCGCAUGCUGUCCACGACCUGCAUAUUGUUCCUGACCUGGGUGAACUGCUCCAGUGUACGCUGGGCCACCAGGAUCCAGGACGUGUUCACCGUGGGCAAGCUGCUGGCGCUGGGACUCAUCAUUGUGGUGGGCCUGGUGCAGAUCUGUCAAGGGCACUACGAGGGGCUGAAGCCGUCGGUGGCCUUCGAGUUCGCGAGGUCCCCCUCUGUUGGGCAGAUCGCCCUGGCCUUCCUGCAGGCCUCCUUCGCCUUCAGCGGCUGGAACUUCCUCAACUACGUGACCGAGGAGGUGGUGGACCCACGACGGAAUCUACCUCGUGCCAUUUACAUCUCCAUUCCAUUGGUCACCUUUGUGUACACCCUCACCAACAUCGCCUACUUCUCCUCCAUGUCACCUGAGGAGCUGCUGUCCUCCAAUGCCGUGGCAGUCACCUUCGGGGAGAAGCUGCUGGGGAUGUUCUCCUCCGUCAUGCCCAUCUCUGUGGCUCUUUCCACAUUCGGGGGGAUCAACGGAUACCUCUUCACCUCCUCCAGGCUGUGUUUCUCCGGAGCCAGAGAGGGACACCUCCCCAGCCUGCUGGCCAUGAUCCACUGCAAGAGCUGCACGCCCAUCCCGGCCCUCCUGGUCUGCUGCACUGCCACCAUCGUCAUCCUCUGCAUCGGAGAGACGCACAACCUGAUCAACUACGUCUCCUUCAUCAACUACCUCUCCUACGGGGUCACCAUCGCUGGCCUGCUUUACUACCGCUGGAAGAAGCCCAACCUGAACAGGCCCAUUAAGGUGAACCUGAUGGUGCCCAUCAGCUACCUGCUCUUCUGGGCCUUCCUGCUGGGCUUCAGCCUGUACUCAGAGCCGGUGGUGUGCGGGGUGGGGCUGGUCAUAAUGCUCACCGGCGUGCCCGUUUACUUCCUGGGGGUGCACUGGAAGGACAAGCCAAAGUGCAUCUACGAUCUUGUCGAGAGGGUGACUCACGUGGGACAGAGGCUGUGUUUCGUGGUCUUCCCCCAGGUGGACCCCGCCGAAGAGAAGAUGCAGGAGUGGAAGGACAAAUCCGAGUCUUGAGUGUCAGUCCCAGGGAAUUAAAAAAAUUUUUAUUUUUAACUUUUCGUUUUUUUUAAUUUUUAAAAAUUUUGUCAUCACCACCAGCUCUUGCGAGAGGGAAAAUAACGGGUGCCUCCUUACCAGCGACGACGCGUCCACUCUCUCUCGUCCGAUAGGUCCAGCUUCGGGUUCCCCACCGCGAGCAGAGACGUGUGUUUUUCAGACAGUAUUUUAUUUUAUUAUUUUCCUUCUCAGUUGCAAAACUAGCGAAUGCCAACAGUACAACAUUGUCAAAAAGACUACGCUCCCCUCUCUCCACACCCACCCCCCCCACCCCCUGCCCUCCCCCCCAAGGAACUGCUUGCUGCUCCGCUGUCUUUCUCCUCAUUUGAUUUUUUUUUUUUUGCAAGAUAUUUUCUUUUUGAAUCGAUCCAAGGUUUUAUGUUUUUACUGUGCCUUACAAAAAAAAGGAAAAAUGUUCUCAUUUAUUACCUGAUGUAUUAAGUCAUCACCUAUUAAUUUGUUCUGGGAAUUCUCUCAUGUAAUCCCUAGAUGUGUAGAUUUGGCUCAGAGGUCUUCCGUUGCCUGCUGAGGUCUUCCUGUUUCCUCCAGUAUGCCAUGAGUCAUGGAGUUCCACUGAUUUUAUAUUCACUUAAUGUUUUUAUUAGAGGCCAGGAAUGGUCUUCGCUAGUGUGGGAUCAGGUGUGUGUCCCUCACCCUCUGAAGGAAGCAUAUCAAUUGCAGUCCAAAAUAAGCAAUGGGAACACAGGAAGAUCCUCCACCACAGUCCAAACCAUUUUACUCUUUUUUUUUUUUAACAUGUGCCAGAUCUCGCACCUGUAGUUUUUACUGAACUGACAAAUAUGUGCUGUAUAUUAAUAAUUAACUCCCACGUCAACAUGCGUGUACAGUAGGCAAACAGCAAGAGAGAUCCAGCAUCUGGUUGCAUACGCACAAGAUAGAUGUUUGUAGGUAGUUAAGAGACUCGAAAAACAGUUUCCGUCUUGGCUGGUGUAAUAGUAAGCAAACACAUUGACCAAUACACCCUUACGUUUUCAUGUACACAGUCUAGUUUGCUAGACUAGACUAGACUCUAAAUAUUUUCUAACAUUUUCUAUCACAUUUUCUAGUGCCGAGAGGCUAACUUCCCACUAGCUCUCAGCGCCGUUUGUGGCCCAAAACGUAGCAGUGUCACAAAUGGAGUGUCCAUCCUCACUGGUGCUCAUCUAGUGACACAGGAAGUACUGGGCAUUAUGGGACAGUCCUGCCUGCAUUACUUCCUGUCUAUAGACAUUUCCAACUCUUUUAUUUUUCCUGUGCAAGUUUUUUUUUUGCAGUUUGUUGUUAAUUUCUUUUGACAAUUAUGCUUUCGUGUUACAGUACUUCGUAACAUUAAGAAGUAUCAUAACCAAAAGGUCUACUUAAUAGCAAUGAUUUUGCCAUUGCUACAAUAGAGACAUCUAAAGGUUUCUGGGGGAUUUUUUCCCCCUCAAAGGAAUGUCUGGAGCAUGAAGAUUCAGUAUUCAGUUUGUGUCUCAGUACACUGCCAUAGGAGAUUGGGGUCUCCCCUCCCCCCCCAUCUCCAGCUUGCAUACAGUAGAGAAAUCCCCCUCAGCACAGAUCAGAGGGCAUCGGGACCUUCUGUGUUCCUGCACCCCACACUCAACACUAUUUGUAGGUUUACUCGGUCCUAUGCAGUUUGCAAGCCCAGUGGCAAUGUACGUUCUUAAAAAUUAAGAGAUUAUUCACUAUAAAUUAUUUGUAAAGCAUCAGGUAUUUACAGUGGGUUGCAUUCCUGGAAUGUUUGUUAACUUGUACAUGUGUAGUGCACUCUCUUUUAUAAAGAAACAUAACAAUAAGAGCAUAAUAAAUUUAAUACAGAGGAAAAAGCGUGGUCUAGUUUUUUAAAAAUAUAUAAUAAGACUGGAUUGAUUUUAUUCAUUUUCACUCUGGGGAACUUCCACAGUGAAGAAAGCAAGUAUCACGCAUAUAUUUUGAAGCUUUGCUCUUGAUUCGCCCUGUGUGGAAAUACACAAGCAGACAAAAAUGAAAUGAAAAUUUAUUAAAUGCAGGCACAAGAAGACACCGAGACAAUCAAUUGUCCGACCACUGUCGUCAUCUUGCGUCCCCAUUGACCGCGCCAGCAGAGAAGGAAUGACAACUUUCAAGUUUACGCUAGAAGUUACAAACAACUCAGAAAUGAGAGUCUCAACCGAACAGAUGUACUGCACCCCAUAACGGUUUCUU
This is a messenger RNA of Anguilla anguilla (European eel), 3966 nucleotides long. It is a transcript of the gene slc7a10a, whose product is annotated as solute carrier family 7 member 10a. The coding region runs from base 175 to 1740 and encodes 521 amino acids. Gene Ontology annotation, cellular component: membrane. The record is from RefSeq and is a predicted model, not a curated record. Gene Ontology annotation, biological process: amino acid transmembrane transport; D-alanine transmembrane transport; D-serine transmembrane transport. The transcript has 11 exons. Gene Ontology annotation, molecular function: neutral L-amino acid transmembrane transporter activity; L-amino acid transmembrane transporter activity. NCBI's taxonomy places the organism in Eukaryota, Metazoa, Chordata, Actinopteri, Anguilliformes, Anguillidae.